AUGCACGUUUGGCUGCCAUUGGAAUCUAACCCCGAAUUACUAUCCAACUAUAUGGUGAAGUUGGGCGUAUCGCCCCUCUGGAGUGUCGUUGACAUCUAUGGAAUAGACGACGAAAUUUUGGACAUGGUUCCGAAGCCGGUCAAAUCGUUGAUCUUUCUAUUUCCCUGCUCCAAAGCGCAUGAGGAAUUCCGUGCCAAGGAAAGUGAAGAACUGCAUAACAAAGGUGUCGAACAUCCCAAAAGCUUGUUUUACACCCGACAAUUUGUUCGUAAUGCGUGCGGCACAAUUGCUGUGAUUCACGCCAUUCUCAACAAUUCGGAUAUUGAGAUUGAGCAGGACAGUGUUUUGCAGAAGUAUUUCGACAGUGCCAAAGAUCUUUCGCCUGAAGAACGCGGAGAUCUACUGCACAAGAAUGUGGAGUUGAAGGCAAUACACGAGGAGAAUGCGCAGCAGGGCCAAACCGCCACUCCCAACAUAAAUGACGAGGUGUUCCAUCAUUUUAUCGCGUUUGUGCAUGUCGACGGUAUCCUUUACGAGCUGGACGGCAGUAGGCAUUUUCCAGUCGCUCACGGUAAAACAACGCCGGAAACAUUACUGAAAGAUUCGGUGGAAGUUUGCAAAAAGUUCAUCGAACUGAAUCCGUCCGAGGUGCGCUUCACGCUGCUAGGACUCGUACCAACGCAGUAA
This is a messenger RNA of Anopheles marshallii, 687 nucleotides long. Its product is annotated as ubiquitin carboxyl-terminal hydrolase-like. The transcript has 3 exons. Lineage: Eukaryota; Metazoa; Arthropoda; Insecta; Diptera; Culicidae. The record is from RefSeq and is a predicted model, not a curated record. Bases 1 to 687 code for a protein of 228 amino acids. Gene Ontology annotation, biological process: protein deubiquitination; ubiquitin-dependent protein catabolic process. Gene Ontology annotation, cellular component: cytoplasm. Gene Ontology annotation, molecular function: cysteine-type deubiquitinase activity.